CACGUCCCCCCGCCGGUUGGCCGGACCCGCUUAUUUAUACCUCGCCGGCCGGCCGGCUUCUCAUUCACUUCACCAUCCAAAGCAUCCGGCCCGGCCGUCCUCGCCGUCCCUGCCCUCAUAUAUACGCAGCUGAGCUGAACUGAGCGCGGGUGAGCUCCCCGCCCGCGCGCGCGCAUUGCCCUGAUUGAUCUAUCGUCCGUCCGCCGUCCCCGGCCGCCCGACCACACGGCCGGAUCUCACGUAUAUCUUUGGGUUGGCACCGAAGGCGACCCGGCCAAAAGGUCGAGGAGAGAGCCGACGUGCCGGAGCGAGCUGCCAUCGGCGGCGUGAGGCGUCAUCGAUCGACCAGGGCAUUGUUGCGAUUCCUCAACUUACUUGGGCAUGGACAGAUUGUUUUCGCUGCCGCAGAUCGAUUCCAGCAGCACAUCCAUUAACGUCGUCUGACUGACUUGGGGAUUAGUAACUGUUUUCGCCUGCUGUUCUUUCCCCUCCCUUGCCUGCGACAGGUUCUUGAUCAUCUCAGUGCAGAGUUUGCUAGCGUUUUGCCGAGGUUUGGAGAGACCAAUAUCAGUCGUGGGACGGUAGGAUUCUGUGUUGGCUAGCGAAGAUGGUGCUUGCGCACACGUCCAAGGUGGUGCUGGGAUGCGUGGCGUUCGGCAUCUUCUGGGUGCUGGCGGUGUUCCCCAGCGUGCCCUUCAUGCCGGUUGGCCGCACCGCCGGCUCCCUGCUGGGCGCCAUGCUCAUGGUGCUGUUCCGCGUCAUCUCCCCGGAGGACGCGUACGCGGCCAUCGACCUCCCCAUCAUCGGCCUCCUCUUCGGCACCAUGGUCGUGUCCAUCUUCCUGGAGCGCGCCGACAUGUUCAAGUACCUCGGCAACCUGCUCCAGUGGAAGAGCCGCGGCCCCAAGGACCUGCUCUUCCGCGUCUGCAUCGUCUCCGCCAUCGCCUCCGCGCUCUUCACCAACGACACCUGCUGCGUCGUCCUCACCGAGUUCAUCCUCAAGGUGGCCCGCCAGAACAACCUGCCCCCGCAGCCCUUUCUUCUGGCGCUCGCCACCAGCUCCAACAUCGGCUCCGCCGCCACGCCCAUCGGCAACCCGCAGAACCUCGUCAUCGCCGUCGAGAGCGGCAUCUCCUUCGGACAGUUCCUUCUUGGCGUCUUCCCGGCCAUGAUCGUCGGCGUGCUCACCAACGCCGCCAUCCUCCUCUGCUACUUCUGGAGGUACCUCGCCGUCGAGCCGACCGACCAGCUGGAGCGCGGCGGCGGCGGCGUCUCCACGCGGGGGGCCGAGCUGCAGGUCGGCGACGACGAGGUCCAGUCGCACCGGUUCACGCCCGCCAGGAUGUCGCACGUCUCCUCGCUCAACCCGGACGACUUCGACUGCGUCAGCGAGCCCAUCAUCAGGAGCGCCAGCGUCAACGGUGGCGACAACCUGCGGAGCAGGAGCGUCAACUCCAACGCCGCCGACGCCGACAUGCAGUUCUCCAUCAGGUCCCUCCGCUCCUCCAGCAUGUCGCACGAGAUGGUGGAGGUCUCCACGGUCCCCGUCCUCCUCGACGGCUCCGCCUCCUCCAGGAAGUUCACCAGGACGGCCAGCCAGCAGAGGAGCGUCAUCAUCGAGGACGCGCCGCCGUCUUCGCCCACAGACGACGACGACGCAGCCAACGGCGACAAGGACAAGGGGGAGCUGCCCGAGGUCGCGGAGAAGAGGUGGAAGGUGCUGGUGUGGAAGACGGCCGUGUACCUCAUCACCCUCGGCAUGCUCAUCGCCCUCCUCAUGGGGCUCAACAUGUCCUGGACCGCCAUCACCGCCGCUCUGGUGCUCCUCGCGCUCGAUUUCACUGACGCCCAGGCCUGCCUCGAGAAGGUGUCCUACUCGCUGCUCAUCUUCUUCUGCGGGAUGUUCAUCACCGUCGACGGCUUCAACAAGACCGGCAUACCCAACACCAUGUGGGAGCUGGUCGAGCCCUACUCGCGGAUCGACAGCGCCAGAGGCGUCGCGCUCCUCGGCCUCGUCAUCCUCAUCCUCUCCAACGUCGCAUCAAAUGUUCCAACAGUUCUGCUGCUCGGCACAAGGGUGGCCGCGUCGGCUGCGGCGAUAUCGCCGGCGUCGGAGAGGAAGGCCUGGCUGAUUCUGGCCUAUGUGAGCACGGUGGCAGGGAACCUGACGCUGCUCGGGUCGGCGGCGAACCUGAUCGUGUGCGAGCAGGCGAGGCGGGCGCAGUUCUUCGGCUACAACCUCUCCUUCUGGAGCCACCUCCGGUUCGGGGUGCCGUCCACCAUCGUCGUCACCGCCAUCGGCCUCCUCAUCGUCAGCAGCUACUGAACCAAGCAAGAAACUGAACAUAGUAGUACUACUGUGCGAGGAGCGUAACGAAAUCCUUUCUUCAAUAAUGGAGACUACUCAUGUAAAAUCGCUAGGCUUGUCUUGUAACCCGUUUAUGUUUUGUGUAUCAGUAAUCAGUGUUGUUUCAGCUGUUGUCGCUAAAGCAGACGGCCGGUACGGGUGUCAGACCAAGUAGCCUGCAUUUUCAGAUUUCUGAACUUGGAGUUGCAGAUAGGUUCCUGUUGAAGUUGAACUAAGAAAUUAUAUUGUAAUCUGAUUUCAUUUUUGGUGUUU
Molecule: messenger RNA, 2620 nt
Organism: Hordeum vulgare subsp. vulgare (domesticated barley)
Lineage: Eukaryota; Viridiplantae; Streptophyta; Magnoliopsida; Poales; Poaceae
Product: silicon efflux transporter LSI2-like
Exons: 4
Coding region: 608-2326 (572 amino acids)
Biological process (GO): transmembrane transport
Cellular component (GO): membrane
Source: RefSeq, a predicted model, not a curated record